CUCCAAGUAUGGCUAACAGUAAAAUUUCUUUGAUCACAGGCCCGAUGUUUGCUGGGAAAACGACUGAACUACUAAGCAGAAUCUCUACUCAUAAGGCCAAUGGGCUGAAAUGUCUCCUGAUUAAGUACAAUAAAGAUGAGAGGUAUGGCUCUGAUGUAGUGCAGACUCAUGAUAAGGUGAAAAUGGACGCAAUUUCUUGAAACGAGCUGGCUGAAGUCUCUCUUAAUGCUGAGUAUUAUGAUGUGAUUGGUGUUGAUGAAGGUCAGUUCUUUGAAGAUAUCGCUGAAUUUAGCGAGAAGAUGGCUAAUAAGGGAAAGGAAGUGAUCAUUGCAGCCCUCAGUGGUACUUUUGAACGUAAAAAUUUUGCAAAAAUUCCUGAUUUAUUACCAAUUGCUGAAGAAAUAGUUAAGCUUUCAGCUGAUUGUAGUGAAUGACCAAAUCCAGCCUCUUUCACUCUGAGGAAGUCUCAGUCAAAAGAGACAGUACUAAUAGGAGGAUCUGAAGUUUAUAAACCUGUAUGCAGAACUUGAUAUCUCAAAAAUCUUAAAAGCCAGAAACCUGUUGAAAGCAUCAACAAAGAUACCAGAACAAGCCAAAAAUUUAACUCCGAUUAUGUCCUUGGCACUGAAAAGGAUAUAUUCUAAUUUGACUAAUCUUGUUAGUUCGCUAAUAUAUUAAUAUUUCAGC
This is a messenger RNA of Moneuplotes crassus, 687 nucleotides long. Lineage: Eukaryota; Ciliophora; Spirotrichea; Euplotida; Euplotidae. The record is from the annotation of a GenBank genome assembly.